This is a messenger RNA of Didymodactylos carnosus, 621 nucleotides long. The record is from the annotation of a GenBank genome assembly. NCBI's taxonomy places the organism in Eukaryota, Metazoa, Rotifera, Eurotatoria, Philodinida, Philodinidae.
AUGGGAUUAGGAAUGUACAAACCGUAUGUUGUGCAGUUUAAUGAGCAACAAAACUAUCAUAAUCGACUGGAAGAUUAUGACGAUAAUAAAAAGAUGAAUCCUUCACGUCACAUAACAAAUAACGAUAAUGAUAUUGAACAACAAAUAACCAAUAUGUAUAAUAAUACAACUAUUGUAAAUGUUUAUCAUAAUACUAAUUUUGCUCCAUGGCAGUUGGAAGAAAUUUUUUUACCAUUGUUUGGUAAUGCAUAUAGUUUUCCAGUUUUGAUUAAUAUGUCUGAUCAUACAUGGUGUGUCUAUAUUGAAAAUGAAAUGAUUGCCGCUGUUUUAGCCACAAAACGUUUGUUUGAUAAUUCACAGGCUUUAUAUUUGAUUUUAUUUGGAGUUAAAAAGUCUUAUCAAGGAAUAGGUAUUGGAACAAAAUUGUUAGACAUCAUUAUUCAAUAUACAAAACGUGAUCAUUGUAAUUUCAUUUUUUUACAUACAGAAUGUUCAAACAUUAAAGCGAUUCGAUUAUAUGAAAAAUUGGGUUUUAAAAAAGAAUCCUUCGUUCCUAAUUACUAUCGAUCAAUAUCAAACUUUCGACCAGAUGCGUACAGAAUGUUGCUUACAUUAAAAUAA